AAUAGUAAUGCAGCCUUAGUGAAUAGUUUGACAGUAUUGAGGGAAUUAUUUAUUUAGCAGACUGAUGGUGUUUGGGGAGAAAACUUUUUAUACAUUAUACAACAGGUGGCUGUUAAAUCCAAUAUACAGUGUAACGUUGUCCAAAAUUUAUCUUGCAUGAAAGAUAUUAGAAGCCAUGAUUCAGACAUACCCAAACACAAGACCUCUUAUAGCAUCAAAACAGCCUGAUAUUUUAAAGCAGGGGUGUCCAACUUUGGCAACUUUAAUACUUGUGGACUUCAACUUCCAGAAUUCCUCAGCCAGCCAUGCUUUAACUUUAAGCUCACAAGUCUUAUGAGCAUGAGUUACUAAGGUUAGACACUCGUUUUAAAGGUUGGAGCCUUAAAAGGUUGCUGCUACCUUAAGGACUCCGUUCAUUAAGACAAGCUUUAAAAGCACCAGGUCUAUUUUUUCCAGCUUGCACAGAAGCUUGAAAAAGAAUGGGCUCCUUUAAUAAACAGCAGGGAAGUGCUUGUGCGUGGUUCAAAGCAUAACUCUAAAUCGUUUUCAAAGUAUUCUACAGAGCAAAACUACAGAGUGAAAGUCCUGUUGCGUAACAGUAAUGUGUUGCUGGCAUGAGAGAACUUAGUUUUGUUAAUAGUUUACCAAAGGCAUCUCCAGCUGAAAAAAGUAUGCUAUCAGCUAAAGGGAAAGACUUCUGCUUAAUACCCAGAAUAAACGCAGUCCCCCUUGGAACAGAAUGACUUCUAACGUAAGGGGGAAGUGUGUGCUUGUAUGCAAUGUCCCUGUGUAACCAAUGAAUCCUAAAGCUGUUUAAGGACUCAUAAUUUCAGAGUGUGCAUUCAUUCCAUCUUAUAUACCAUGCUGAACUUUAUGGAGAUGGAGUUAGUGAACACCUUCGGCUUCUUGUGCUGCUAAAUUCCAAAUAUUCCCAGUCAAGUCGGUUAAAAACGGGAGUUUAGACACGCGGAGGGCUCCGAGCUACCGAUUUCACCCUUCGGCCAACAGCUACCCCUAGCGGCGGCUGCGGGAAGCAAAACAUAUUAUCUCGCGCAUUUAAAAUCUCGCUGCCGAAUUCGCCGCGGUCAACAGGUUUAACCAGCGAGGUAACUCCGAGACGAGGUCACCAACCAAACAUUAAACUCCCGUGUUCCCGGAUAACGACGUCUAUCCUUCCCCGACCACGUGGACGGCGUCCCAGAACCCGAAGGCCCAAAAGGAAAAGGCGUCCGUUUCCCAAGCGGAGAAAGACCGAGCCAGGUACUUUUGUUUUUAACCAACUAGCCCAUCGCUUCUCGCGUCUCACCGCUGGUAAAGGGGGACGGACGGGCGGAGGCAAAAAAACAAAAACCCCUUGAGAGGAAGGUGGGGAUCGAGUCGGCUCUUCCAAGACUUAAGACAAAGUUUGGCGACGCUGCUCCGCGUGAGAGGUUUGCUUUCCGAGGCGGUUGCGUGCACCGGGUGUUUUCACUCUUCGGGAUAAUUUCACUUCAGCCUCGCUUGCCAUCGACGUUUGGGGAGUUGGGGUGGCGAGCGCGGGAAAAAAGAAGAGGCAAGAAAGGGGCGACUACUUGCCCGAGGGCGCUUGGGAAGGGGGGGGUAUCCGGUAUUGGUCGCCGCGUCCCGAGCGUUUCAUUGAUUACUUUCGCUCGCUCCCCAAGUUUACACCCAAGUGAGCAAUGUUGGGAGGAGGAGGAGAAGGGAGCCUGUUGCGUCGAUUAUUCCCGGCACGCCCGACCUGCCCGGGAAAAGACCCGGACAUGCCCUAAAGCUGCCUGGCCUGAGAACGGCCGUUCCCUGCGCCUUGACACGUCCCCCCGUCCUUCCAAAGCCGGGUUGGGGCUGGCUGGCUUGCGCGUUCCCUCGGUCCACACCCCCCACCCCGGUGCCUCUCUUGGCCAGUAUAUUUUUAGGUCAUUGGAGUGGAGGGGUAGGUAAUCCCCGGGCUCAGGUUCCAAAGGAGGCGGGUUCCGGCCGGAGGUGGAGUCACUUUUUCAUUUAAAUCCCCGACUAUAAAAUGGGUUUAAGGAGAAGCGGGAUCUCAUCAGCUGAGGCGCCCAGAGGAGCUGGUGGGAGUGAGCGGCGGGGGAGGCAAGCGGGAGGCUCGGGACCACAGCGUGGGUGCCCAGCAGAGCUGCCACUCCUGCCGCGGCGAUGCUACACUCCGUGGGCGCCCAAACCUUGCAAGCGCUCAGCCAGGUGGCCGCCGGCGUGCUCCUCCUGCCCCGCUUCCUCCUGACCGCUGUGAUGCUCUGGCUCCUGGAUUUUCUCUGCAUCCGGAAGAAACUCUUGCUGACCGCCGCGGCGGCGGCGGCACCUGGUGAGGAGCAAGAGUUGGCGGCAGAGGACGACGGCGACUCGAGCGACGGGACCUGCCCGCCGGACGACCCUCCGCUCUGCGUCUCCGACUCGAACCGCAUGUUCACGCUGGAGUCGCUCAAAGCUGUGUGGCACGGGCAGAAGCUGGACUUUUUCAAGGCGGCGCACGUCGGCGCGACGGCACCCAACCCAGAGGUCGUCCAGCUGGACGGGCGCACGCGGCUGCGCAUCCUGGACUACGCCCGGGGCAAGAGGCCGCUGAUCCUCAACUUCGGCAGCUGCACCUGACCGCCCUUCAUGGCGCGCCUGCGCGCUUUCGAGCGCCUGGCCACGCGCUUCGUGGACAUCGCCGACUUCUUGCUGGUCUACAUCGAGGAGGCUCACCCUUCCGACGGCUGGGUCAGCUCGGACGCCGCCUACGACAUCCCCAAGCACCAGUGCUUGCAGGACCGGCUGCGCGCGGCUCAGCUGAUGAAGGAAGGCGCGCCGGGCUGCCCGCUGGCCGUGGACACCAUGGACAACGCCUCCAGCGCCGCCUACGGGGCGUACUUCGAGCGCAUCUACAUUAUCCAGGAGCGGAAGGUGAUAUACCAGGGCGGCCGGGGCCCCGAGGGCUACAAGAUCUCCGAACUCAGGCGCUGGCUCGACCAGUACAAGAGCAGCCUCCGGGCCGGGCCCAGCACCGUCAUCGUUCAGGUGUAAGGAAGACUCCCCGGCGGAGAGCAAAGGGGACGGGAAGGAAAGAGCGCAGCUCGAACUGCUGCGCUCGCCUUUCCCGCCCCUUUCCGUAACUCCCGAGAGACUCUGUGUGAGUUUUCAUGCGAGACGUUAUUCAAAUCAUGUUGAUUUGCCCAGCACUUGUUAUUGACAUCCAUUUCCACGUGCAGUUUUGUUUCCCUUUAUUUCCGGAUUGCGCGCGUGAACGAACAGUUCUCGCUCUCUCUCCCUCUCUCCCUCUCUCUCUUGCGGGGAGGGUUGGGGGACGCGCUUCCUGGUUGUUUUGGAGGGCCUGUUGCUGAGCGUGUGCGUGCACGUGCGGGCUUCGGGUGUACGUGUGCGCGGGUGUUUCCGAUGGGAACGGUCUUCUGCCCUGCACGUGUGUCUGUUGGGGAGAAGUUUCGCGUGCCCGAGCGGCGUGUGUUCUCUCCUUAUUGUUCCUCUCUCUCCGCUCUCCUAGCAAAAACCUUGGCUGGGAGUUCUAGCGUUUCUUUAUGAUGACCGGUUUCGAAAUGGUUUUGGAGCGCCAGGAAACCGAGUCUGAAAUUGGGAGAUGCC
Molecule: messenger RNA, 3594 nt
Organism: Thamnophis sirtalis
Lineage: Eukaryota; Metazoa; Chordata; Lepidosauria; Squamata; Natricidae
Source: RefSeq, a predicted model, not a curated record